Messenger RNA from Polypterus senegalus (gray bichir), 2705 nucleotides. RefSeq lists its product as uncharacterized. The transcript has 9 exons. Bases 14 to 526 code for a protein of 170 amino acids. The record is from RefSeq and is a predicted model, not a curated record. Lineage: Eukaryota; Metazoa; Chordata; Cladistia; Polypteriformes; Polypteridae.
AUUUACAGUGAAGAUGACCAAGGUCCUUUUGAUCAUAAUUCUGAACAUUUUGCUUGUGGUUUGGCUAAAGGAAGUAAAAGGUAAACCCACAGAGAUGGUCUUGGUUACCUUCGUAUUCAUUCUGUUGUGGGUUGAUUUAGAAGUAUUAGCUAAUAAGUCAGGUGAAAUUUACAUAACCCUGUAUCUGUUUGGAAGCACAGCCUUAAUUGUGGUGAAUUCCGUUGCACUCAUAAUAGAGAUGGUGAUUCUAGGAAACACAGGCUACCGUCCAGUGGGAGAUCUAGUGCUGAUCAUUGUACCUUUUGAAUCUCUUUUCCUGAUGUGCUGGAAUUGCUUACUUCUUUACAGAAAACGACAACUUUCAAAACGAAAACAGGAGUCAGACUUUGCCCUUACUACAACAAGAUUGAUGAAGAACGCAAGGAAAAACAGGAAUGAUAACUUAAAUAGUCAGAAUGCUGAUGAACCUCUGCAAAGGAGACACACACAUGAGAGAAAUGAAUAUUCAGAGAAUAAUUCUGUCUAAUUGAAGUUCAGCCACAUAAAGACAGGAGAAAUCUGCUUGUGCCUUGAUGGAUGCUUUAUACUUUGUAUUGUUGGCCGUAUUUGAAAUAAUAAUGCAUUGCAGUGAAAUGCAGAGUACUUUUUCAUCUGUAGUUGAUGAUGACUUGCUUUUCUAGAGAGUUUCAUUUUCUUUUUCUCAAUAUUGUCCCCUGAUAGCUCCAUACACUUCAUCCACUUUUCCUGCAAUGACUUUAACCCUUUUGAAAAAACUCUUCUGUGUGACCUUCAAACUAGGACGUUACAGCUACCUUGACAUUUUCAUCACUUGAAAACCUCUUUCCACGGAGAGAUUUCUUCAAAACUCAAAACAGGAAAUAAUCUGAGGCAGCCAGGUCAGGACUGAGGGUAGAUGAAACCCCAUAUUCUCAGAGGGCAGCCUGUGAUUGAUGUGACAUGUAAACCAUUGGACUGUCGUGAAGAAACAGCACGGCUGCUGUGAGUUUUCCUCAUCUUUUCUCUUUGAUUGACUCCCGCAAAGUAAUCAUUGUGUUUGUGUAACUUUCCCUGGUUAUGGUUGCCUUGUGUGGCAUGAACACCAGAAGCAGAAGUCCUUCAGGAUCCCAGAAGACAGUUGCCAUAACUUUGCCUGCAGAUUUUUCUGUCUUGAUUUUUUUUGAGGUGUGGGAUGACUUGUGCUUCCACUGCAUUUCUUGGAACCUCAUCUUGUAUUGACCUUUGACAUGCCCAACUUUUCAUGAAUUGUUUUCCAAACUGUACCUGCCAAAAUGCCCAAUUUUUCAGCUAUUCAGGAAACCUUAAUUGAUUCAAUCAAAUCCUCGACUUUCUUGCACAUUUCUGUGCCAUCCAGUGUGAGGAUCAUCUUCAAUGUACUCUCUAACCCACUUAAACUGCUUGCUCCAGAAUUUUAGUUUGUAGGAUGAUGGGGCAGACUCACCAUAAACUGCACUCAUGCGUUCAUGGAUCUCCUUUGGCUUUUACCUUGUUUUGUGAGAAAUUUUAUCACUGAAUGUUACUCCAAAUCUAACAACUUUUUACUUGAUUUACACAAGGACUCUCCUGACAUCCUGUCUCUUGCAAUGUUAAACUCGCACUGAGCCACAACUGUGUAACCUUGAGACACGUCACAACAUACCUGGACUUGUUUCAGCAUGCUUUCUACUUUCUUUUAUGGUAGAUAAAUUAUUGAACAGCUCUCGUAUAAAGAGUUCUUUAUUUCCACUGUUAAUAAAAAGGAAUUUUGAACAUUGCUUUGCUUUACAGUUUCAGAACACUCUAGUUAACGGCCUAUCAGCUUGAUAAAGUGACGUAUGAGACUGAUUGGUGUCUUUUAAAUAAAUAAUCACCACACUCACGUCUUCAAGUGGGGGGCUGGUAGCAGGGUGAGAGAAGUUCCCAUGCAGAAUAUGGGAAUGGAUGGGCCUGCACUUAAUGCACAGGUGCGGGAUCGCCCAUGACCCUAAUUGACACUGGGAGCUGCUCAUUGCCGCAACUGUGCCACAUCCCUGUUUUAAAAGGAGUGCAAUGAGGAAGGGAAAAAUCAAAAGAAAGGAAUGAUCUGGAGAACAGAGGAAACAGAAAGGAGGUUAAAGGAUAGAGAGAGAAAAGGUAGGAGCAAGGGAGAAAUCUGGUGCAAGUGAGCAGAUGAAAGGCAGAGCAGGCAGACAGCCAGGAGGAAGUCCCUUGGAGAGUGCAGAUGGCACUCAGGGGCUAGUGGCCGAAGCGCUGCUCAGUCGUAGUGACUCACCAGAGUGAGGCUGAGAGAGGCGUUCUGUGGGUGGUGCCAUGGACCACAAAGACGCAAGCCUGGUAGCAGGAGUUGGAGACUCGAUUUGAUGUCCUGCCUGGAGCCAGAGAGGGCUACAAAAUGGCCCGGGCCUAGGAGCAGGACUGAAGGUUGGGUGAUCUGUAGAUUAGGUGCCUCCUUGGCUGCAACGGCAGUUUAGUUUAGUCAAGGAGACAUCCAUUUUUAAGGACUAUACCCGGGCUCAUGGUUUUUAAAGACAGUGUCCUGCCAGUUGUUUUAACCUUGUUUUAAUGGAUUUUCUGCUGAUUGAAUUUUAACCUCCACAUCUCACCUGUUUUAAUGGAUUAUUUUUUUUAGUCAACUCUUUUUCCGCUGCACUUUUAGACUUUUUUGUUUGGAUUUGUUUUAUUAAAGCACUUAACAUAUUGCAUCUUUC